AUGGCGGUGGUCGAGAAUGGGAAACCCAUAGAGAGCGUCAAGGAUAGACCCAAUGGCCAUGUCACCGGCCAUAUUGCACGACGCAGCCCGGCUCGUCGCCAGGGCUGGACCUUCUGGACUUUCAACAAUCUCGCCAGGCUGACCAUAUGGUAUGCCCUUGUGACCAUCAUAUUCCGAUGUCCUUCUACACCCAAAGAUCUCACCGACACCACUCCCCAAAUCUGCCGAUCCUACUUGACCGCAAAGACAUACGUCCAACCUCAGCUACAGCCGUACUAUGAUCAAUAUGCAGCUCCCUAUGUCAUCAGAGCCCAGCCGUAUGCAGAGCUAGUUAAUAGACGGGUAGUUGGACCUGCGUCUGUCCUUGCCAGGCGGAAUUAUGAUAAGUAUGCUGCUCCACAAAUUGAUGCGGCAAAAGUCUACUCUCAAGCUCAGUGGGAGAAGUCAGUCGUGCCACAAAUCAACGUGACUCGAGAGAAUGCUGCCAAACUAUACGAUACGAAUGUGGCUCCCCAUGUGGACAAGGUCACUACCUUGAUCGGUCCCUAUUACAUCACAACUCGAGAUUCGGUUCACAAGAUUUAUCAAGAGCAGAUACUUCCUGGCGUAAAAUAUGCGCGGCCUCACCUGCAGAAUGUCUACAACUCUACCCAGGAAUUUGUGUCCAACACCGCAUAUCCGUUGUCACGACAUGCUUGGUCUGAGCUGGUCAUCUUCGUGGAUGGAACAUUGUGGCCUUUUCUCAAGGGCCUGUACAUUGACAAUGUCCGACCUCAGCUUGUCAUGAUUAAUGAGAGGAUUGCCAAAUACCAGGAGAGCCGAAAACUGAAGGCUGCAAUGGACGAAGUUGAUCAUUCACGAUCGGCCCAUGCUCCCACAACAUCCACAACUCCAAGUGCAACGGCGGCCAUAGACGACAUAUACGCACUGUUUGAAUCCGAUGAUGAGCCGGUUUCUUCAACGACGGCAGUCGAAGAAGCUCAAACACCCAUUCAACAGCCUGUCAGACCGCCGCCUGAGAUCGCAACAGAAGAAAAGAUUACUGAAGACCUCAGAGACUGGCAAAAGAAAUUUGCUGUAGCAGCCGACAAAGGAAGUGACGAUCUUCGUGACAGGGUUGCUUCAAUAGUCGGCAGCCUUGUCAAGAGCGAUAUUGACGGACUCGGUCGAAGAUUGCAGAAUGCAUUGGAAAAGACCGUGGAGAACGAGUUGAGUAACGUCAAGACGAAAACCAAGUCUACUAUAGCGUCCAUCCCCGAAGAUGCAAGUGCUGAAGAGGUGAAAAAGGCGGCGGAGGAUAUUCUAGCCACAAUCAGAGCAUCGGGCGUCAACAUCAAGGAGCAUUCAAAAAAUGUGCGGGACUGGUCGCAGACUUUCGAAAGGGGUCUGAUACAGCGCCUGGCGGCUGCAUCUGCCUCGACUUUGGAAGUCCUAGACGGCAUCAAGGACCUUGGGCUCCAGGAGGUGGGCAUGCGUUGGGCAUGGAUGGAAGGAGUUACAUACAAGCACUGGGAGAAGUUCCAUGAGGUUCGAAAACAACUCGACGCAUGGAAAGAUGAGGUUCGCAACGUUGCCCUGGAACAUCCACAUACGCAGCAAGCCAUCGCUACCGCUCGACAAAUCAUGGAAGAAAGUAUGGCUGUCACCGAGGAUGCUGCGAAAGAGUUGGUCAGACUUAAAAGUGUUGCGCAGUGGAAGCUAAAAGCUCGCGAUGCAACGGACGACUUCGAGACAAGAAGCCUUCCCGCAGAAGCUGCGAAUGCCGCCUCAAGUCUAGCAGCUGAGCUUCAGGGCGCAUCCGCCCAUGGCGUCGGUUCUGUGCCGUCUGUCUUGUCUCAGGCAGGUGAUGCUGCUGAAGGUGCAAUCUCCUCUGCCUCCUCCGUGUUCAGAGGCAGCAGUACUGGCAGUGUCGAAUCAGCAUCUUCAAGAGCUAGUCAAGUGGGAGACGAGGCCUUUUCGCAGGCGUCCUCGGCUGCAGGAAUCUUAUCACCAAAUUCCGUGAAGUCAGUGGCAUCCCAGGUGUCUGAGUCUGCGUCUUCGGUGGUUGGAACUGGUACCGGUUCUGCUGAGACCAUCCUCCCUGAGGCAGCAGCAUCCGGUUCGAGGGUAGCCGAGCAAGUCCUGGAUUCGGCCAGCUCCGUGACUGGGCUUGUCGGCGCUUCUGUCUCCUCGUUCGUUGAAAAUAUUGCUUCCCCAUCGGUCCCCGUGGCUUCCUCGGUCGGCUCCGGAGCAGAAGCAGCAGCCAGUUCUGCUUCGUCCGCUGCAGGCUCAGGCGCAAGUCAGUUGUCAUCGAAGGUCUUUUCUGGGGCCAUGGCACAGAAAGUCAAAGGAUCCGUUCCUAUUUUGGAUGAUGUAUUUGAUGACAACGAGGAUUCCACCUUCUCCGAGAAGGUUCAGGAUAUCGUCAACAAUGCUGGGGACCGAUAUGCAGAAGUUACCCGAGCCGUGUCUGAAGCAAUGUUUGGGACAACUCAGGGCACAGUGGAGAGUAUGAGUUCGGUGGCAAGCGAACAGUACGCCAGUGCUCUCUCUGCUGCAUCAAGUGUGUUGUAUGGCCCUUCCCAAGGAACCGCAGAGAGCAUUGCCAGUGUUGCCUCUGAUAAGUAUGGUCAGGCAGUGGCGGCUGCAAGUUCCGCCAUUUUUGGCACGCCAACUCCAGUCACCGAAUCGCUACUUCUGCAAGCCAGCUCACUGUAUAGCGACGCCAUCAGCCGAGCAAAAGACCAUUACAUUGCGGCGAAGUCAGUUGCCUCGCAACAGAUAUCAGGGACGCCAAAGCCAGUCCACGAGCAGAUGUUUUCCUCCAUCGAGUCAGCGUACUCCGGCGCCGUGGAAGCAGCUAGCAACAGACUGGAAUCUGCUCGCAGCGCCGCUUCCGACCAAUAUUCUUCGUUGAGUAAGGGAGCCUCGAGCGCAGUGCCGACCACGAACCCCCUUGUCUCUGUGUCCUCGUUAGCAUCCUCGGUGCUGCAGGAUUCGUUGGCUGCUGCAUCGUCACAGUAUUCCAAGGCUAAGAUCGCCAUCGGUGCGACCCCAGCUCCUGCUCAUCAGCGGUAUCUUCAGGAAGCACGAAAGAAUUAUUAUGCUGCUGUCGGCUUGGCCCAUGAGCAGUACGAUGACUUUAUCAAGGUUGCAUCUAGCGCCAUCUACGGCACGCCCACUCCUGUGUUGAGCAGCAUUUCCAGUGGAGCAUCAGUUGCGAUAUAUGGAACCCCCGUUCCAGCUCAUCAAAGCCUUAUUGACGCUGCUGCUUCUCGGUACUCGGCCGCUACCUCUGCAGCGGCUGCUAGUCUCGAGGCCUAUAGAUCAUCAUUUAGUUUGGCAGCUACUCCAGCGCAGGGUUUGCUGGAUGAAGCAGUUGCAGCAUAUUCCAAUGCUCUCGAAGCUGCCUCGUCCUCGCUGUCAUCUGCCUCAUUUGCUGCGAGCAGCGCAGUCUACGGCACUCCAGUCCCCUUCUACAAGAGCGCGCUUGAUGAAGCCUCCUCGCACUAUGAUUCGGCUACCUCUGCCGCAGCCGCUCACAUGUCAGUCAUGCUCGAAUCAGCAUCUUCGGCGUUAGGCAAGCAUGAAGAAUCACCAGCACAGAGCGUCCUCAACGAGAUCUCGUCUCAGUACUACGGCGCCGUCCAGGCCGCUUCUUCUUCGCUCUCUGCUGCCAGUAAUGCUGCAAGUACCGCUAUUUAUGGCACGCCAACUGGUUCCAUCGAGUCCUUGUCAAGUGUGGCCUCCCAAAAUUGGGAAGCUCUGGUGUCCAAAGCCAGCGAGCAAAUCUAUGGUUCACCUCAGCCGUUCUACGACCAGUUGGCCACCCAGGCAGGUGAAUACUCUGCCCAAAUCACUGACUAUGCAAACGACAAAUAUGUUAUUGUCCAAUCAUUCGUAUCUGAACUCGUUGUUGGCAAAGAGCCCGACUUCACCGAGUCGGUUAUGAGCAGGCUCAGCUCUUCAUAUUACGAUGGCUACGCUUCGGCGGCAAGCCUCGCCAGUGAUGCCUACGACUCCGCCUCGUCCGUGGCGUCGUCUGUCUCUUCCGUUGCAUCUGACUACUUUACCCCGCCCCCUCAAGUUUCAUCGGUCCUUGACUCUGUAAACAGCCAGCUCAACUCACUCGUCGACGCGGCAAGCGUGCAGGUCUAUGGUACCACGAAGGGGACAGUCGAACAGGCGACAUCUGCUGUUGCCGAUUCGUACUCGUCAGUCAGCGCCGGCAUCAGUGAAGCCAUCUACGGAACGCCGGCCGGAUACGGAGAAGCGGUGCAAUCAUCUGUGGCUGACGUGGCAAAGAGUGCACAGGAUGCUCUUUCCAUUGCGAUCUAUGGCACACCGACCGGAACAGUCGAGUAUGUUACAAGUGUUGUUGACGACUCUUACUCGUCAGUCUCGUCAGCAGUUGCGGACAAUGUGUCGGCUGCUGCUUCUGCGGUUGGCGAUCUUCCUGGUGAGGCGGCGAGUAUAGCGGAGAGUGUGAGAGCAAGGGUGUCUGAGGCUAUCUACGGCCCCGAACAGGGUGCUCUUGAAAGUGCCCAAUCAAGGGUCGCCGAAGCUGUGGAAAGCGCCCGCAGCGCCAUUGCCGCCAUGGCAAGUGGCGUAGGCGAGAGUGGCUCCCAAGCUGCAGAGGCGAUCGGCAGUUCUGUGGAGGUGAUAGCAAGUGCGGUCAGCAGCUCCGUCAGCAAUGCUACCAAGUACGUCAAGGACGAAUUGUGA
This is a messenger RNA of Capronia epimyces CBS 606.96, 4704 nucleotides long. RefSeq lists its product as uncharacterized. The record is from RefSeq and is a predicted model, not a curated record. Gene Ontology annotation, biological process: protein transport. Lineage: Eukaryota; Fungi; Ascomycota; Eurotiomycetes; Chaetothyriales; Herpotrichiellaceae. The coding region runs from base 1 to 4704 and encodes 1567 amino acids. The transcript has 2 exons.